GGUGUGAUCUCUUGAGGUGGCAGACACGCGUGGUCAUUCAUCUGCGAGGUGAAAGGGAGACGACACAGUUGCACACCUUCCGCACAGCGCGGUAACCCUCGACGUCCGCCCAUUGUUCUCGUCGCGAAAACGGUAAUCAUCUUGCCGCGCAGGUGUACUAUCGGUGAGUCAAGACGCGUGAGCCCAAUCAGCGUCUCGGACGCGGGCCCGACGGAAGCUCAACACGUUCACCCAAACGAUCCACCGUAUAUUUACCCCAACGAUUCACGGCACGUUCACCCAAACAAUCGCGUAGCAAGCUGACGCAAACAGUCGCGCUGUGCACGAGGCGUAAACGAUCGUUGAGCACGGGACUUCAUCGGCCCUUCAAAUCUGGCAAGUCACGCCGGGUUGCUUUUUCCCUCUGACCAUCACCUUUUCCUCUGACCGCCAUCAUCUGGCUCGCCUCUUUUCUUCUCACUAUCGUCCUGCCAUGUCUUCGAGCUCGAUCAAUACCGCUGACGCGCACAUCUCGGUGCAGGCGAAGGAAAAUGAGCCCCUCUCCCCGAGCCUCACCUCCCUCAUCCUCGCCUACUACGAUCUCGCGGCGUCUGCGGGACAGUCCGCGAGCCAGGGCCCCGCAGGCGACGAGGACGACGAUAUGCCGCCCGAGUUGAUUGAUGUUUCGGACGAGGAGGUCAAGGCCCUGCAAGAGGAGCAGCUCAAGGCCAUGCAGGAUGGGAUGCCUCAGUUGUGCGACGCCCCCCAAAACGAUGAGCCGUCCAAGAUCUGCGAUGCUCAGGAGGACGAAGAGUCCCUGUUCGUUCCCCGCACCUCCAUCGCUGAGAACUCCUCGGCCGAUGUCGCUGGCGUUGAGGGCGCCGUCGCUGGCGUCGAGGGUAUUGCCGCCAUCGAGGCUACUGGCGCCGACGAGAACACCGCCCCCACCUACCUCAACGACACCGACGCCGAGUCCGACUGGGACGACGCCAUCCACGGCGGCAUGCGCAACCUGUCGAAGGGAAAGGCGCCCACCAAUCCUCUCCCCCCCCUCCUUGCCGCUCCCCUUGGCGAUAGUGCAGUCGGCAAUGGCGCCGCUCGCAGCCCCCUAGGCGCCAGCGCCGCGAACCUCGCCUUCGGCGCCAGCGGCGCGAACCUCACCUUCGGCGCCAGCGCCAACCUCCCCCUGAGCGCGAAUCUGCCCCUGCUCACCACCGCCAUCGCCAACGUCGCCCCCAGCUCCCUCUUCUCCAUCGCCGUCGACGCCGCCGCCGCUCGCGACCCCAUCCCCCUCCUCGCUGCGCUCGCGCCGCCGAUGCCGGCCUUCUUUGUGCACAGUGCGACGCCGCAGGCGGCGCCGGUGAGGCGCAAGCGGGGGUCGCAGAAGUAG
Schizophyllum commune H4-8 is the source of this 1369-nucleotide messenger RNA. RefSeq lists its product as uncharacterized. The transcript is spliced from 3 exons. The coding region runs from base 473 to 1369 and encodes 298 amino acids. The record is from RefSeq and is a predicted model, not a curated record. NCBI's taxonomy places the organism in Eukaryota, Fungi, Basidiomycota, Agaricomycetes, Agaricales, Schizophyllaceae.